Molecule: messenger RNA, 2792 nt
Organism: Otolemur garnettii (small-eared galago)
Lineage: Eukaryota; Metazoa; Chordata; Mammalia; Primates; Galagidae
Gene: ZNF326
Product: zinc finger protein 326
Exons: 12
Coding region: 142-1959 (605 amino acids)
Biological process (GO): regulation of DNA-templated transcription elongation
Cellular component (GO): DBIRD complex; nucleus
Molecular function (GO): DNA binding
Source: RefSeq, a predicted model, not a curated record
GUGGCCUGCGGCUCCCGGGCGAGUAGCGCCGCUCGCGGUCGAGCUUACUGAUCUGCUGUGUGGAACCGCGAGUCUAGGGUGCUUGUCGCCGGCUACAGCUCAGCCCAGCGCCGCCGACGCCGUCGGCCCCCAGCCUCCACCAUGGACUUCGAGGACGAUUACACACACUCUGCUUGCAGGAAUACUUACCAGGGCUUUAAUGGAAUGGAUCGUGACUAUGGUCCUGGAUCUUAUGGAGGGAUGGAUCGUGACUAUGGCCAUGGAUCCUAUGGGGGUCAAAGAUCCAUGGAUUCCUACCUAAACCAGUCAUAUGGCAUGGACAAUCACAGUGGUGGUGGUGGGGGUAGCAGGUUUGGACCUUAUGAGUCUUACGACUCCAGGUCUUCUCUGGGUGGGCGAGAUCUGUACAGAUCUGGCUAUGGUUUUAAUGAACCCGAACAAAGCCGCUUCGGAGGUAGUUAUGGUGGUCGAUUUGAGAGCUCCUACCGGAAUAGCCUUGACUCUUUCGGAGGUAGAAACCAGGGCGGGGCUAGCUGGGAAGCACCUUACUCCCGUUCAAAAUUGAGGCCUGGGUUUAUGGAGGACAGAGGAAGAGAGAAUUACUCUUCCUACAGCAGUUUUUCUUCACCCCAUAUGAAGCCUGCACCUGUAGGCUCUCGGGGGAGAGGAACGCCUGCUUAUCCUGAAAGUACGUUUGGAAGCAGAAACUAUGAUGCUUUUGGAGGACCAUCAACAGGCAGAGGCCGAGGCCGAGGACAUAUGGGUGAUUUUGGAAGCAUUCAUAGACCUGGAAUUGUUGUUGACUAUCAAAACAAACCCACCAAUGUGACAGUUGCUGCUGCAAGAGGAAUAAAGAGAAAAAUGAUGCAACCAUUUAAUAAGCCUGGUGGAACCUUUAUCAAGAAACUCAAGCUAGCAAAACCCAUGGAGAAGAUGAGCCUCAGCAAGUCACCUACAAAAACUGAUCCCAAAAAUGAAGAAGAAGAAAAGCGACGAAUUGAGGCUCGACGGGAGAAACAAAGGCGCAGAAGAGAGAAAAACAGCGAGAAGUAUGGAGAUGGAUACAGAAUGGCAUUUACAUGUUCAUUUUGUAAAUUUCGAACAUUUGAAGAAAAAGAUAUUGAACUGCAUCUGGAAAGUUCUUCACACCAGGAGACAUUAGAUCAUAUUCAGAAACAAACCAAAUUUGAUAAAGUAGUUAUGGAGUUUUUGCAUGAAUGUAUGGUGAAUAAAUUCAAGAAAACAUCUAUUCGUAAGCAACAGACAAAUAAUCAAACAGAAGCAGUCAAAGUAAUUGAAAAAGAUGUUAUGGAAGGUGUCACUGCAGAUGAUCACAUGAUGAAAGUAGAGACUGUUCACUGCAGUGCUUGUAGUGUGUAUAUCCCCGCUUUGCACAGUUCAGUUCAGCAGCACUUAAAGUCGCCUGAUCACAUCAAAGGGAAGCAGGCUUAUAAGGAACAAAUAAAACGAGAGAGUGUCUUGACUGCUACAAGCAUUUUAAAUAAUCCAAUAGUGAAAGCACGAUAUGAACGUUUUGUUAAGGGUGAGAAUCCUUUUGAAAUUCAAGAUCAUUCCCAGGAUCAGCAAAUAGAAGGAGAUGAGGAAGAUGAAGAAAAGAUUGAUGAGCCUAUUGAAGAAGAGGAGGAUGAAGAGGAAGAAGAAGAAUCAAAGGGAGUAGAAGUGGAGGAAGCAGAGGAAGCGGAGGAAGCAGAGGAAGCAGAGGAGGAGGAAGCAGAGGAAGCGGAGGAAGCAGAGGAAGCAGAGGAAGUGGAGGAAGUGGAGGAAGCAGAGGAAGCAGAAGAUGUGGGAGAAACUGGAGGAGUAGAGGGCGAGGGGGACACCGAAGGAGGUGGGGAAGUAGGGGCAGAGGGGGAAGUGGAAGAAGCCGGGGGAGUAGAGGAAGAAGAAGCAAAGGAAGAGCCUUCUGAUUUCCCCGUUGAGCAGCCUGAAGAAAAUUAAAUAUAAGGUAUUAGAUUUAAAAGGAGCUUUAAAUUUCUGUGCUAAUGUGGAAAAGGGUAAGAAUUUUAAUAGCUUAAAAAUAAGAGUUAACAUCCAUCUUGCAUGAAUUCCACAUGUUAAAAUUGUGUUUUAUAUAAUUUCUAAAUGUUUGGCAUUUGUUUAAUAAAAUGAAGGUAAGACUAUUUUAGUUUAGUUUUUAUAGUUACCAAACUAGAUCUGAUCAAUUGUUUGUAUAAUUUUUAAGCUUGAUUUUUAUUACUUUAUUGGUGUUAAAGAUAAUUACUGUACAUUGUUAGUAAUCUAUUCUAAUCAUUUGAACUUAAAUGCUGCUCUUGGGAGUGAAUAUUCAAGUGUGCAUUAAUUUUUUGAAUACUUACCCUAGAAGAGGUAAAUUGGGCAAGUAUUUUGUGCUCUGACUGUGUAUUUUUUUACAGCCUUGGAUGUUGAAUAGUAAUGUGCGUUGAAAGAUCCACUUAAAGGCUUUUGUGACCAUGUUUCCCUUUGUAGCAAUAAAAUGUUUUUUAUAAAAUCUUUCACCCUGAAUUAGCAAUUUAAAUGAAGCAGUUCAUCAAUUAAAUGAAUAAUUAAAAAUCAAGAUUUGCCUUAACGUAUGAGUUCAGGUCACAAGUAUUUCAAGGUGAUUGAGAGGACUUGAAUUGAAAAUUUUUUCUCAAUCAUAUUUUUAAAAUGUAUGACUAAAAUAUUUUUUUUAACACAUUUCAAAUAGAGGUCAGCCUGUAACUGGCCUUGUUUAUACUUGUUUUAGUUUGUUCCUUUUCUCUGUGCCCAUGUCAGAUCUUGAAAUCUUCCUGAAAAUACAUUUAAAUACAAAG